CCCGGAAACCCUCUUUCCGUUCCUCUCUCCCCUCCCCCCUGAAAAAAACUCCGGCCAGUUAGUUUUCCUUACAUGUGAAGCUUACCUGCAGGGAAAUUUACAUUCCAAUCCUCCUCAACUUCCAUCACUGUCGUAAUUUAACUAUUUCCCAUCUCAGGUUUGCCUUUACCGUGUUGGUUUUCGAUUCCUCUGUUUCUUUCUGCAGCUCGUUUUAGUUACUUGCCAGUCAGUCCUUUCCUUUUAGUCGUCGUCACCAAAAUAGAAAACCCACCACUGGUGAAAUUAAAAAGCAAUUCUAGAUAAGUUUUCGGCGAGAGACAGGUAGCAAUUGUUGUUGGGUCGAUGGUCGGUUCUCUUUGAAUCGGUCGGGGUUUUCCUUUUGUCCUCACUCCGCCGCCGUUUUGUGAAUUUCCUGCUCUGUUUCCCUCCUUCGUAAGUCAACUAGGUGAAACUUCUAUUCAAUUUACAAUCCUUCCCCAAGUAGGAGACUUCUGGCCCAUCGGACCUAUAUAUACACCGAGAACUACCAAAACCCAGAUUCCAAUUUCUUCUGGCUGGGUUUUUUCAAGGUUGUUUUUUCCUCGGGAAACAAACAGAGUACAUUACUUGUUAAAGUUCGCGUCUUUUCUCAAUUCUUAAUGGGAGGGAGAAGUUCGAAGGAGUCGGAUGGUGGCAGUCGGAGGGAGUUUGUGUCUUACGAUUCCUUCAACUACCGUCACCAGCCGCCGGCGUCGCCGUAUCCCGAGUCGCAGCCGUACUACACGCCUCAGCAUCCUCACGCGCCGCCGCCGUCGUCGUCCGCGUACGGUUAUGAACCGGAAAGGCCUCCUCAGCCGCAGAAGAAGUUGGAUAGAAGGUACUCCAAGAUUGCGGACAAUUACCAGACUUUAGAUCAGGUUACUGCUGCACUUGCUCAGGCUGGGUUGGAAUCAUCUAAUCUCAUAGUUGGCAUUGACUUCACCAAGAGCAAUGAAUGGACAGGUGCCAGGUCAUUCAACCACAAGAGCUUGCAUCACAUUGGCAACGCUCCAAACCCGUACGAACAAGCCAUAUCCAUCAUUGGAAGGACUUUGUCUGCGUUCGACGAAGAUAACCUGAUUCCUUGUUAUGGCUUUGGAGAUGCUUCGACACAUGACCAAAAUGUGUUCAGUUUCUACCCGGAAGAGAGAUUCUGUCAGGGCUUCGAAGAGGUGCUGUCACGAUACAGAGAAAUUGUUCCUCAGCUUCGACUGGCUGGGCCGACGUCCUUUGGACCAAUGGUUGAAAUGGGCAUCAGCAUUGUUGAGCAAAGUGGUGGCCAGUACCAUGUCCUUGUCAUUAUUGCUGAUGGUCAGGUUACACGGAGUGUUGACACUGGGCGUGGCCAGCUCAGUCCUCAAGAGCAGAAGACUAUCGAAGCAAUUGUCAAAGCGAGUGAAUACCCUUUGUCGAUUAUCUUAGUCGGGGUUGGUGAUGGACCUUGGGAUAUGAUGAGGGAAUUCGAUGACAAUAUACCUGCUCGAGCCUUUGAUAACUUCCAGUUUGUGAACUUCACAGAGAUCAUGGCCAAAAAUGUUAACCAAACAAGGAAGGAAACAGAAUUUGCUCUUGCUGCAUUGAUGGAGAUCCCCGCUCAAUACAAAGCCACUCUCGAGCUCGGCUUAUUAGGUCGUCGAAAGGGGAGUGGUCCAGAGAGGAUAGCUCUACCUCCGCCACAAUAUGGCAGAUCUUCCCAUGGGAGCAAUUCUAAGCCCUUCCGAUUAACUAGUUUCCAGCAGCAAGUGCCUUCUUAUCCGGAAUAUAGCUCACCAUCAGCCAGCUAUAGUGUGCCACCGGUCAGCUCAGCUCCACAAUCGAGUUCUGAUUCUGACAACAAGGUCUGUCCCAUUUGUCUUUCCAAUCCCAAGAACAUGGCUUUUGGCUGCGGCCAUCAGGUAAGAAAGCUCAACACUUUUCCACUUGUUUUGAAUGCGGAGAAGACCUGCAAUUGUGUCCCAUUUGCCGCAGUCCGAUACAGACUAGAAUCAGGCUGUAUGGAUAAAAGAUCUGUCAGCAAUCCUGAACUCGCCCAAAACUUACGAACUUAAGUAGAGGCGAGAAGAUAGUUUUUGGAGUGUACAGACAGAGUCGCGAUUUUCACCCCAUCUUGUGGUAUCUUGUAUUCCUUGAACCACGACACCACAGGAAUGGAGGAGAUGAAGCUUGGAACGACCCGGUGUCUGAUAAUGUGAUGUUGGACUGCCAAUGGUAGAUGCCUGCGUGUUUAUUAUUGCAUUUCAUUGUGGGUUUUGUGCAUAAACGUAGUUGGUUAGUAGAAUGGAGUUUCUUGUCUCUUGAGAUGUUAGGGAUGAUUUGGAUGAGGGGUUCUUUCUGGUGGGUAGAAGAGAAGAGAUGGAGAUGGCGCUCUACUCCCAACACGCAUUCUUUCAUUAUUUUUUUCUUGCCUUAUUGUUUUUGUCUGCUUCCCCUAGUCUUUGUGAGAAGAUUUUCGAAUGUGAUUUGGGUAAACUACACCACCAUGUAUGUGAAUAUUUAUUUUGCUGGUGCUUCUGGUUCCAGUUCCAGUGGUGGAAUUUUGGUCAUUAGGUUUGAUGCUGCUGGUUUGUGGAACCCUUGUUGCAUACAGAUUCAUUGUGAAUACCAUUUUCAUUUUUGUAACUCUAGGGCUGUUAAUGAGCCGAGCUGAACCGAGUUUUGCCUUGUUCAGGUUUGGUCAAUUUAUAAACGAGCCGAAUUAGAGUUCAGCUCGUCUAUGAACGAGCUGAGUCGAGCCGAACACGAGCCAGUUCAUUUAUUGAAUCUUGGCUCAUCAUUAAAAUCAAAAUCUCGACACGAGCUAAACUCUAAGAUAAUCUAUGAAUUAAAUACCCUAAUAUUUAUGUCAGAGACAUAU
This is a messenger RNA of Linum tenue, 2872 nucleotides long. NCBI's taxonomy places the organism in Eukaryota, Viridiplantae, Streptophyta, Magnoliopsida, Malpighiales, Linaceae. The record is from the annotation of a GenBank genome assembly.